AUGGUGUGUCUUCUAAGGCAAGUGGUGUGCCAAGAGGAAAACAAAAUGGUUCUCACUGUUAAGCAGAAAUUUCAGCUUUUAAAAGUGGUUGAGUUUGGCAUCUCAGUAGCACAAGUAUGCAAGGAAUAUGGUGUUAAGGAACAGUGUAUCAUAUCCUUGAAAAAGGUCAAACUAACAGCUAUGUAUAGGGGAAAGGCUCUGCUGGCCUACAGAGUGAUGACAACGAUAAAAUGGAGAGGACUGCAGAAGUGGCGACGACAGAUAGAGAACUUGGUGGAGGCCGAUGUGGUGGAGGGUGAGGAAUUUUAUAUGGAGGAACAGUCUUUAGGAGAGGCUAAACAUGAAACUUUCCCGGGGAAGCCCUUCACAUGGGAGGGGAAGUACAAUCCUCGCGACUACAGAACCGUUCUCCGCUUAAUAACCAACUCCACUAAGAGGACGUUCGGUGACAUGUUCAAGCGAGCGAUUACUGCAGUAUAUCUGGCUCACUGCCUGAGACUUACAGGCUAUUUUGGCCCAGAUGAUAACGAGGACAAUAUAAUAUUUGCCGCAAGUCUUUUACUCAGGCACUUACAAGGAGGUUCUUGCAAUGCGUAUGAAAUCAGUGAGUUUGAUGUUGGUUCUGAGGGUAUUGCUAGUACAAAGAUGAUUGAGGUGGGUGGAGCUCUGUACACCACCAUCUCCCUCACCAACCACUCCUGUGUCAGUAACACCACUCGUUACAGUGUGGGUGAUAAGUGUGUACUGAGGGCUACCAGGUCCAUUUCUCGGGGUAGUGAAGUUUUCGAUAAUUACGGUUUCCAUUUUUAUUCGGUCACUGUUAACGAACGUCAAGAAGCUCUGUUUAACCAAUAUAAAUUUAAAUGUAUGUGUGAGGCGUGUAAAUGGGCAUGGCCGUUGUAUCCACAUCACCCGGCCGAGACCCUCAUCUUCAGGUGUCCAGCACCCUCCUGUGGUGGCCCCUGCUGCUACUCCAGCAGCAGCCGCUCCAAGUGUAACAUGUGUGGCAACCAACAGCAGUAUACCAAGUUCGUACAAGAAUUAGAGCUACAGUUAAGCAGCUACAGAGAUGCACUAGACAAGUUGAGAAAUGACGACCCGUCGUCUGCGCUGCCUAUCCUAUUGGCCCAUCAAGCCUUCCUGGACCGGCAUGUUGUAGAGCCCGUGAAACACUACACGGACAUACAAGAGGCUACCAAGCAGUGCUACAACUACUUGGGAAAUAUCCAUCAACUUCGGCAGACCAUCACCCUGGCCCAGCCACAGUACCGUCCACCACCUAAGCUGAAGGCGGCGCCCAGGAAGGUUGUCAUGCAUCAAUAGUUCCCAGACUCGAGGCUCCAUCAUACAACCAUUGUAAGAUGUUUGCUCACAAUUCAAGUCAUCCCGGCUACAGGUAAUUCUUACAAAAAUCAUAUAAAAAAGAACAUCUAGUAAAUAAUGUUUUCAUUAAUUAAAAUUAGGAAUUUAAAAUUUAAAA
Messenger RNA from Cherax quadricarinatus, 1480 nucleotides. NCBI's taxonomy places the organism in Eukaryota, Metazoa, Arthropoda, Malacostraca, Decapoda, Parastacidae. The record is from RefSeq and is a predicted model, not a curated record.